Messenger RNA from Rasamsonia emersonii CBS 393.64, 438 nucleotides. Its product is annotated as Nucleolin protein Nsr1. The record is from RefSeq and is a predicted model, not a curated record. Gene Ontology annotation, molecular function: RNA binding. The transcript has a single exon. NCBI's taxonomy places the organism in Eukaryota, Fungi, Ascomycota, Eurotiomycetes, Eurotiales, Trichocomaceae. The annotation marks the transcript as partial.
AAACCUAAGGAAUCUGCUUCCGAAGAGUCCUCUGAGGAGGAGUCUGAAGAAGACUCCGAGUCAGAUGAGGAUUCAUCUGACGAGUCUGCCUCCGUAGCCUCCGAGUCUGCCUCUGAAGCCUCGGAGUCCGAGUCGGGCUCUGAGUCUGAGUCUGAGUCUGAAUCCGAGUCCGAGUCCGAGUCCGAGGAUGAAUCCGAAGAAGAGGAGACCAAAGAGGUGGCCAAGGAAGCAUCGAAGAAGCGCAAAGCUGAGGAAGAGAAGGCCUCUGCUCCUAAGAAGUCCAAGACUGAAGGCGCUGAAAACUCUCCCAACCUCUUUGUCGGCAAUCUCUCUUGGAAUGUCGAUGAAGAGUGGCUGCGCCGCGAGUUCGAAGAGUUUGGCGAACUUGCCGGUGUGCGUAUCAUGACUGAGCGUAAUUCUGGUCGCUCUCGAGGGUGA